GAGACCGGCUUUGUCCUUGCUGUCUCUGAGUGGCGGGAAAUGAUUUGAGGCACACAGGGUCGGGUGAGGCUGGAGACAAUGGAUUCGACAAACCCUGCACCCCCACCCUACAGGGUUUCCCCCCGGGGUGUCCUUAAUGCUGCUUUCAUUAGUUUCUCAUGAAAGUCUCUGUUCCGGUCUCUGUGCCAGUGUUUCCUGCUCUUAUUUGUAUCACCAUGAUGACAGCCCAAUUCUACAGAACACGACAAUCUCUACGAUCUAAGAUCUGUGCCUGGAUUAAAGCUGUGUGACUAACACAAAGCUCCUGUAAUCAAGACCUGGUGCUGCGCUGAUCCAACUCUAACUGAACACGUGACCCCGUCUCACCAACAACAACCAUGACGGCCAUCAAUGCUCCUCAAGACAAAUACAAUGCAGUAUGGAUCAUUUUCUUCAUCCUGGGUCUUGGGACCCUCUUGCCAUGGAAUUUCUUCAUGACGGCAACAAUGUACUUUACCAGCCGCUUGAAGGACCCACCCACUGCUCUCUUCACCAAUGUCACGGCUAACAGCUCAAUGGAGGGCGCGGACACUCGGAAUGUGCUGGAGUCCAAGUUCAACAACGUGAUGACUCUUUGUGCCAUGGUGCCUCUGCUCAUCUUCACCUGUCUCAACUCCUUCAUACACCAGAGGAUUCCUCAGAAGCUGCGUAUCUCCGGCAGCCUGACAGUCAUCCUGGUGGUUUUCCUGCUGACGGCUGUCUUCGUCAAGGUGGACAUGGCCCCAAUGACCUUCUUCACCGUCACUAUGAUCAAAAUUAUCUGCAUCAACUCGUUCGGGGCGAUUCUUCAGGGCAGCCUGUUCGGGCUGGCCGGGAUGCUGCCUGCCUCCUACACCACUCCCAUCAUGAGCGGACAGGGGCUGGCCGGCGCCUUCGCCGCUUUCUCCAUGAUCUGCGCUCUGGCCUCUGGAUCCGCCCUGCAGGACAGUGCUUUUGGUUACUUCAUCACUGCCUGUGUUGUUAUUCUCCUGGCCAUCAUGUCAUACUUCGCCCUGCCCAGGAUGGAGUUUUUCCAGUACUACACAGAGAGCAAUAGAUCCAGACCAGCUGAUGAUGAUGAAGAGAACAAGAUGGACUUUCUCAAAAAUGAAAGUCCAGCAGAGAAGCGACCGGUGGUGAGUCUGAUGGAGGACGAGGCCAAACCCAGCGUGUCUGUGGUAAACAUCUUCAAACAGAUCUGGGUGAUGGCUCUGUCGGUGUGCUUCAUCUUCACCGUCACCAUCGGAACAUUCCCAGCUGUGACCGUUGAGGUCAGGUCCACAGUAGCAAAUGGAGGCGGCUGGGAUACGUACUUCAUCCCCGUGUCAUGUUUCCUCCUCUUCAACGUGAUGGACUGGGCUGGCAGGAGUCUGACGGCCGUCUGUAUGUGGCCGGGUAAAGACAGCCUCUGGCUUCCCGUCCUCGUGGCUCUGCGCGUCGUCUUCAUCCCCCUCUUCAUGCUGUGUAAUGUUCAGCCUCGUAACUACCUCCCCGUGCUGUUCAGCCAUGACGCCUGGUACAUCAUCUUCAUGAUCUUCUUCUCCUUCUCCAACGGAUACCUGGCCAGUCUCUGCAUGUGCUUCGGACCCAAGAAGGUGCCGCCUCACGAGGCAGAGACGGCAGGGGCCAUCAUGGCCUUCUUCCUGUCCCUCGGCUUGGCGUUGGGCGCCGCAAUCUCGUUUGCUUUCCGGGCCAUGAUCUAAAACCUCCCGCAGACGCAGAGCAGACGACCACGGCCUCCAACAACCUUCCCCGUCAUGAACCCUUCAACAUCCGGACUAACUGCGCUCCUCGGACUGAGAGGAGGCAGCAGAGACGACCAGACGACCAGAGGACGUGUACCGACUCGUCUCAUCCAGUCACCAUGGCAACAAAAUGAGCUGAAAAGUUACUGAUUCGUUUUUAUUUAGUUUUUAUUUGCUCCAAAAACUAAACUGUUCUGGGUUUUAUGUUUGUUUUUAUUUUUUUGUAUCAAUGCUACUGAUCAAAGAGGCUGUUUCUCUGAGAUGAAACCAAAAGAUUUUUAAAAAAGUCAGUUGAAGUGAACUCAUCAUGUAGAAGACGACCGAAAGUUUCAAAUUUUCCAGACAGAGAACGAAGACGUUCUUCACACUUAGCAUCACAGAGCCCUCUUUUAAAAUCCCUUUUGCACAAAGCUAUGAAAACAAAUAUUGAUAAUUGUUUUAAUUAAGUUGAAACAUUUUCUUUUUUCUGCCUUUUUAGAAUUCACAUGAAGUCACGUUGGUGUGUAAAUUAAGUCUCAACACGUUUGUAUACACGCGGCUCUGCGAGGCAGGUGUUCGGCUCGUCUGCAUUACCUUGAACACUUCAACUCAUUCGUUAGUGAACUGGGAUCCUCCACGUUUUUUUUGCACAUCGAGCACGAAACAACAAGCAGGACGUCGCUCGGCCGUGACUGUUGCAGCUUUUAACUCUGAUCAAGCCAAAUACACAAAGACGUGGGAAAACGAGAAACUCUGAAGGGGGGGGGGGGUCACGACCCUGCAGAACCGCUCCGCUCCCUCCGUCUGCUUCAGUGUCGCCUCGGGCCACUUCUGUUUGUCAGCAUAGAAAAACCCUCAAUGAAUGUAAUAUGGACUGAAUCCUGCAGAGGAAGUUUAAAUAGAUCACAUGGGCCGUUAACCUUUCCCUCUGAAUGUUCAUUGUGAGUAUCGGUAAAUUCCUCUCCUGUAGUUUUAAAUGAAGUUUGACCACUAUGUCUGUUUUAUCUGAACACAUCCUCUGUCCCGUCCUCUGAGGUCUUCGUCUACUUGUCAGGACACGUGAAGUCACCGUGUCUCCCUGACGAGACACACCCAAGUAUUUUGAACGCAGUGAAAAGUUGUCGGUGACACAAUGAGUGAGUGAGACUUUUUAAAUCUCACUCUGCUUCUUUUUUAUUUUUGUUUCUGUCUGUGCCAUUUUCCUUCAAACGUGUUCUCGUGUAGGAUGAGAAUUUAUACAAGUAGUUAUUAGUUCAUUUAUGUUUUAAUGAAUGAAGGUGGAUAAAAAGCCGUCCUCCUGUUGGUGUGAUAUUUUGGUCUCUUUGGAUUUAAAAAAAAAAAAAACCCAGUCUGCUUUAGUUCUACACAGUUUUCACGAAGCCAUCAUUAUAGCCCGUUUGUCUGAAAGCACGACGUGGGUCUGUUUGUCGGACCGUGGAAAUGUUACUUAAACUGCAGCUUCAAACAGUUCAAAAUAAAACUGUAUUUUUAAAA
Messenger RNA from Hippoglossus stenolepis (Pacific halibut), 3236 nucleotides. RefSeq names its product equilibrative nucleoside transporter 1. Bases 378 to 1721 code for a protein of 447 amino acids. Lineage: Eukaryota; Metazoa; Chordata; Actinopteri; Pleuronectiformes; Pleuronectidae. Gene Ontology annotation, cellular component: plasma membrane. Gene Ontology annotation, biological process: nucleoside transmembrane transport; uridine transmembrane transport. Gene Ontology annotation, molecular function: nucleoside transmembrane transporter activity. The record is from RefSeq and is a predicted model, not a curated record. The transcript is spliced from 13 exons.